Messenger RNA from Oryzias melastigma (Indian medaka), 6141 nucleotides. RefSeq names its product suppressor of cytokine signaling 5b (gene socs5b). Gene Ontology annotation, molecular function: 1-phosphatidylinositol-3-kinase regulator activity. The transcript is spliced from 2 exons. Gene Ontology annotation, cellular component: phosphatidylinositol 3-kinase complex. The record is from RefSeq and is a predicted model, not a curated record. Gene Ontology annotation, biological process: intracellular signal transduction; phosphatidylinositol phosphate biosynthetic process. Lineage: Eukaryota; Metazoa; Chordata; Actinopteri; Beloniformes; Adrianichthyidae. Bases 369 to 2054 code for a protein of 561 amino acids.
GGAGUCAGUUAGCGUUCCCUCCCACUGAGCUCCGUCCGCCUCUCCGGCACUCUGUCUGCCGAGACCGCCGUCAUAUUGGUUGCUACAAGCCGCGUCGACCGCGGCAGAAAAGACCCCACCAUGAUGAGCAACGGGGCUGUCGCGGUAUUUAAAGAAGGCUUGACUUUUUAAAAAAGUAUUUUUUAUAAGUAUAUUUUUAAAAUAUCGGGAUGGUACCGCCAGGGAUUUUUGUGCGAGUUUUGGUUUCCGACACCGUGGUCCGCAAGGGGGAUCUAUGCCCAACUUCUCUUAAUAGCCAUUUUUUGCAGACAAAGAGAGCUGUUGAGUAAGGCUUUCAGGAGGCUCACGGGUCCAAGUGGCCCCUGUUCAUGAAGAAAGUAGGCAACAUGUGGAGCAACCUGAAGAGCAGAUGCCAAACACUCUUUCACAGCUCAGGACCCAGUGAAAGCAGAGUUGAGGCAGAUGCCGUCCACUGUGUGGUGGAUCUUGGUGAAGGAAACAGCAUAGCUGAGGCUCCAGGACCACGAGCCUCCAGCCCAUCGUGGGGCUUCCUCCCAGUGCCGGUGGUAUCUACAGGACGGCGUCAUCACAACUGUGUGUCAGACAUCCCACAGAUUGUAGAGAUCAGUGUCGACAAGGAGUCUGAGGAUGCACGAGGGGGUACAGGGGGUAUUCCCCUGGCACGAAGAGACUCCUAUUCUCGUCAUGCUCCAUGGGGGGGCAAGAAAAAGCACUCGUGCUCUACCAAAACCCAGAGCUCUUUGGAGACUGAGAGGCGUUCCGGGCGCUUAAGAGGAAGUGGGAACCGUAGGGACAGACGUUAUGGAAUCAGUUCCAUUCAGGAGAUAAAUGAUUCUGUCGCCGGGGGACGCAGCUUAAACACUCGUUCUUUGCGCCAGCGGCUGAGUGACACGGUUGGGUUGUGCUUACCUUUACCUGCACGCAGACGCUCCCGUUCAUCUAAGAAUCCCGUUACCUCCAAAAGGAAGAUUCACCUGACAGAGCUCAUGCUGGAGACCUGUCCCUUCCCUCCAGGUUCCGACCUUGCUCACAAGUGGCACUUGAUCAAACAGCACACGGCACCAGUCAGUCCGCAUUCUUCCACCACCCUUCUGGAUGCCUUUGACCCAACCCACCCUUCACCCGAGGAUGAGGAGGAACGUCUACGGGAGCGGCGAAGACUCAGCAUCGAGGAAGGUGUGGACCCACCACCUAAUGCACAAAUUCACACCUUGGAGGCCUCAGUGCCAGGCUCCUCUCUCUACAAACUGGGACCAAAGAUGACUCCUGGCAUGGGGGAGGCCUCUGGGGAAGGUCGGUCCAGUGGGGCUGGCAGUUCUCUGGGUGCUGUAUCAUCGGGGACCUGCGGGCAGGUGCUGGGUGCUGCAGCGUCAGCCCAGGACUGUGAUUCUGAGGAGGACUCGACCACCUUAUGUCUACAAGCCAGGCGGCCCAAGCAGAGGCACGCUUCUGGGGAAGGCCACGUGAGUCGACAGCAACACGGGCCAUGGAAGGUUCACACCCAGAUAGACUACAUCCACUGUCUGGUGCCAGAUCUGCUCCCGAUUACAGCUCUACCCUGUUACUGGGGAGUCAUGGACCGUUAUGAGGCUGAGGCCCUGCUGGACGGCAGGCCUGAGGGCACCUUCUUGCUGCGCGACUCAGCCCAGGAAGAUUACCUCUUCUCUGUUAGCUUCCGCCGUUACAAUAGAUCCUUGCACGCACGCAUUGAGCAGUGGAACCACAACUUCAGCUUUGAUGCUCAUGACCCCUGCGUUUUCCAUUCUUCCACUGUUACAGGGCUGCUGGAGCACUACAAGGACCCCAGCGCUUGCAUGUUUUUUGAGCCGCUGCUUACCGCACCCCUCAACCGGACCUUUCCCUUUUCCCUGCAGCACUUGGCACGAGCCGCCAUCUGCUGUUGGACCACUUAUGAUGGUAUAGGCUCUCUGCCUCUGCCCCCUGCCCUUCAGGACUUCCUCAAGGAGUAUCACUAUAAACAGAAAGUACGAGUUCGAUGGCUAGAGAGGGAACCUCCGCUCAAAGUUAAAUAGGGUGGACUUCUCCAUAGCCGCAGGAGGAUUACUGGACCUUUCAAAUUCCUCAGUUUCCAGUUAGUCUGAUCUGACAUGGAUUUGUUUCUGGUGGGGUUUGGAAUUAGUUAUAACAAGCUAUACAACUUUAAUUCUAAUCUUUUGUUUUGGUUAUUACUUACAUCACAGAAAAUACAUAUUAUCUUCAGUGUGACACUGUCUGGCAAGCAUGUUUUCAGGUUGUUUUGACAAAGAGGAAAGUCACAAGUGUGAGCACUUGGUGCCUCUUCUCUCCUGUUUCGGGCUACACGCCUGCCUGAUCCCACCGUUCCACCCUUCUUGUAGACCUGCCUGCAUGCUUCCACUGUUCAUACCAAAUUACUUUUUGCCAACAAGGCUAUGUUGUACAGCUGACUCUUUGCUUGCUUGCUUUUUCCCCCCCUAGCCCUUUACCUUAAUUUUUUAAGUACCUAGUUGAGCACCUUUCCAUGACAAGAUGUGUGUGGGUUCAGAGGGCAUCUGUACGUCACAGUGGUUUCAUUGAUGGAGCUGCAUGAGACACAUUCAUGACUGUUUCAAUCAAGGAAAGCAUCUUAGGGGUUCGUAGAGUGAAGGACAGCACACGUGGGAAACAAAGGGCUUUACAUUAGCCAGUUCCCCCCAUAGCAACCAUGAGAAUUUUAAAAAUUAUAUCUUGAGCAAGCCGAUUCCUACAGUUCAUGUUUUACAAUGGCUGUCUUUCUGUUAACAGCCACAGGCACUUAAUGUGUAUGUGUGCUGUUCAACAUGUCAUGGCUCAUUUUAGCUUUUUCCAUGUGAAAUGUGGGUUAGAAUUGUUGCUAUUUUUUAAAAAAAAACUACGGUGGUUGAAGUGUUAUGCUCUCCACUAAGCUGUGAUGAAGGCCACUGCUGUUAAACACAUUGUAGCCCCGAUGGCCAGUUCCUCAAUCACUAUCUAAGAAACGUCCCUUCUUGACUGAAACUGGUCAUGUGAAAGUUUAAAUCCAAAUCUUUAUUUGGGAAUCUUCAUCACAACAGACACCAGCGGUGGUUCUGUGAUAGCUGGCACUGCAGCGUUGGCACUUAAUCCUUUGAUUCCCGUUGAUUGUGAGAUAGGGUGUCUUUCUGCUCUCUGCCAGGACACAUUUGGAAGUCUGACAGUUUGGAUAUAACAUGGGCCCUGGUGUAUUUAGCUUCACCAUUUUUGCAACUUUGAGUCCAAGCAGCAGAAUAUUGAUUGUUCCUAAGAGCUUUGAAUCUGUUUUCAGACUAAAUCACUUCAGGGAGGCCCGUUUCUGCCACCUUUUCCAAGGUAGAGCCCAAACAGCAAACAUUCUGUCUAAGUUUCUCUUGUUUUGUGGUCAACCGCUUCAUUGUCCGAAGAAGUUGCAUGAUUGUUUCAACAUCCAGCUCAAAACAAAAGGUGCAUGAGCUGUAAGCUCACUAACUUAUGGUGCACAUUUAAAGCUGCAAUUAAAGUGGUGCUAUGUUGAAUUAAAACCUGAUCAUUGAAGUAGGCUGCACAUUAGUUCAAUCUAUUCCCUCACUAAUGCAUGCAUUAGCCUCUGUGGAGUACUAUUAGCUUGUUUGUAGGUUAGUAGGUGGCCAUGCUGCUCUAGGCAUGAUGUCCAGCUCACAUGCAGAGGAUCUUUCCAGCAACUUGACACAUGGCUGUAAUAAGAGGCCAAGAAAAUUCCUCUGAUGACAAAGCCCAGCCUGGUGUAGAACUGGUUGAUGGGUUGGAGUGUUUGAACUUGGAGUCGGUUGGGGAAUAAAUAGUUAAACACAACUAGAAUUACAUGGACGCAGAGUGGUUUUCCUAAUAAUUGGUGUUAAGUUAUCAAAAAGCAAAUUUAAAGAAAUGAAUUGAAAACAUUUGUUUCAUAAAUCUCAUACUUUCCUGAAAAGUCUUGAGUCUGUGAACAGGUUAACUGAAGGCCUUUUGCCCUGUCAGACUCGUUCAGCUUUAGCUUACCUUAAAACAGGUAAAAAUAUAAAACCAUCUCUUACAAACAGGUUUCCUCAUGCAUGUUUUCCACUGAAAUUCCCUUAGUUUCCAGAAUAAUCGUUUUUCAGGAAUCACACCCAUCAUUCACUGGGUUUGUUGGCAGCAUCGGCUGAUGGCAUAGCCCCAUCAGUCAGUCAUAAAGUAUCUUUGCCACGCCGAGGCAUGCGUUCGCUGGGUACUAAAAGAGUUUCUAUGACCGGCUCUGCUCACAUGUGCCCACAUCCCUGACAUCCCUGUGAUGUGGAGGUGACUUGGUUGCCAUGAAACGUCUAGCCCGUUUGCCCUGCACUCGCAGAGCUGCAGCCAGACCAUCUGGAGUUGUUGGUUUGGCAGGAGCGUGCUCAAAGGCAGCAAGGGCUUUCAUGAGGAGAAAAAAAAGCACUUUAAUUGUGUCUCUGUUCUACAGGUGCAGUCUGAAAGUAUGGUUACGUCGGGGUGUUUGUUUUUGUUUGCCCUUUACUCCAGCGUAUUGAGCAGAAGUCUUUAGGCAAACUGAAGUCAUGCUGGAUUCACCACGUGACUGUUGCCUUUUAAAGAGAGCUUCUUGCCGCUGGAACAGACAAACAUCUGGAAAUGGCCGACUGUCCGCAUACUUGACAGGCUUGGAUGUUUGUCAUGAGUGUUACCAAAAGCAAAGAGGGAUGCCAGCCGCUUGGAAUGAGUCUUCUCUUUAGGUGCUGUAGAUGGUGUGGAUGGAGUUUUCUCGGUCUCGCUGCAGACGCUGUGCAUGUUUGUGUUAGCUUAUGGAUAGAGCCACAUGAGGGGGAGGGGGGGUUCCCAUGGGAGGGGGAGCAGAGUCUAGUGUGAGGGGUGAAUACAGUGACUCCAAUGAACAAUGCCUCUCUGCCCCCCAUUCCAUCCCCCUCAUUCUCAGGCAGGCCCGUUGCAAAGGAGAGUCGGCAGACCCUCGCGACCCCGUUUUCCCCAUGGGAAAUAUCUGACAUUAACAGUAGCACAUGUUUGCCAUAUAACCUGUAGAUUUAGACAAAAUAAACAUUGUAUGUAUGUAUGUAUGUAUGUAUGACGUAUGUUGAAUUUAUGUUCUAGCUUGACGAAAAGACUUUAUUCUCUCGUGGUGCAUAAACUGUCUGGGACACUCAUUUUUGCACACACACUAUCAGCUCUUCUUCUGACACCUGCACUACCCUGAGGAUUUACACCACCCCCCUUCACACACACACACACACACACACUGAAAGGAUGUUGGACCACCUUCAGCCAGCACCGCCUUUCUUUUUAUUUUUCCCUUCAAGAACAGGAAGAGUUCACAUUUUGUUCAGAAACGCCAUUUGACUGUCAUCGGUACCACAUUGUUCCGCUGCACUGUUGGCAGGAAACCACUGGGUCUGGAGGAAGACUGCCUGAAAUCGUUGGCUGUCCCAUUUAAAGCAUCCUUGAACCCCACCCCCCUCUCUCUCUGGUACGACUUUUGGUUUCAGAUCCUUUCAAAAGAACAAAAAAAAUAUUUUUUUUUAAUUUCCCAUAUAUAUUUUAAAAGCUGGGCUGAGUGCUAUAUGCAAACAGAAAAGAUGUGUGAAAGUUCCUUUCAUUAUUACUUCUCCCUAAUAUGCAAAGGCGUGUAGUUGAACGAUUGUUGCAAUCCUCUGUCACUUUAAUGCUUUAUGUGCACACCGGUUGCUGUGGAUGUGGGUGCCGAGGCAACGGGACUUGACAUUGAUGGGAACUAAUGGUCGUGGCUCUGCAGCAUCGCAGUGUUCCCAGACCGCCUUACACGUUCGGGUCCAUCACAAAAGCCCUGUAAAAUGAGGUGUGUGUGUGUGGGGGGGGCUCAGGCUGACGUGCUGUCAUUGGGCGGAUAUCACUGUUCUGGUUUUCCUCAGCUUCUCCUGAUGUGUUUUCUCUCUUCUUCUUCUGCUGUCAGAUUGGACUGGGCACGUGUAAAUGGCAUUAUCAUGUUCAUGUUUCACUCUGUUCUGUGUAUCUGUUUAACCAAUCAAGAGAGAGGACAAAACAACCCUGUUUUCCAAUAUAACCUGUUCAUUUUUAAGUCGUAUCAUGCAACACUUGUAGCUGUCACUCUUGGUGCUUGGCUUAUGCUUCAUUGUCUUAAUAUUCCAAAUAAAAUUCUUUUAAGUGUAA